Molecule: messenger RNA, 1816 nt
Organism: Clunio marinus
Lineage: Eukaryota; Metazoa; Arthropoda; Insecta; Diptera; Chironomidae
Source: the annotation of a GenBank genome assembly
AUGUCGAAUAAGCCUAGCAGUUAUAUAAGUGAUCACAAUCAUGGGUUUAUCACAGAAAAAAUGUACAUGGUUUUACAGUUGUUUCUAACGAAUAAAUGCCAGCCUUCAAUAGAACUGGUGAAUCUUUUGUCGUCUGACAAUUUCAACAUAAAUUAUCUUCAAGUACUGGCAACGAAAAUCAGUUUAGAUCAACAAGGCAGACUGAUUCAUCGUGAAACUGGUAAAAUUAUUCUUCCAUACGAACACUUUGCAAAUGCUGUAAUUUUAAAGCACAUGGCUGGACCUGGUGGAAUGCAUUUGUCAAUUGAUUCAACAAUUAAGUCAGUUUUCGAGUCGUAUUCAUGUGGAAAAGAUAAUUUUGGAUUUGAUCGUGAUUUCAUCAUUGAAGUGGUGAAUUCUUGUCCAUCUCAAACCUGUCGUUAUUUUAAAGGACAAUCUGUUCCAUUUGAACAAGGACCACCCCCACCACCACAACCCCAUCAAAACUUUCCACCGCCCCAAAUGAGUAUGAAUAUGGAUUACAUGUCGUCAACAAGGCAAAGUCCUUUAUUAAUGCAACCACCAGCUGUCAACAUGAAUGACCCAACAAAGCUCAACAGAUCAAUGAAUAAUCAACAUUUGGCUCAACAAAUGAUGCAGAACCGUGCCAUGAGUCAAUCGAUGGAAAAUCUUGAGAAACAAAGAGUUAUGCAGCAGUUGGAUAAGAAACAUUUCGAAACUGUUGCUGCAAUUGUUCAAGCAAACAACAGUUUAGGUUUGCCAAGUCAACCAAUUGUUCCCGCGAAUAAUUUGAUGUCACAAGUUCACCAUAACAAGUCAGUGGAUUAUUCAAGACGACCGUCUUAUGAUGGAAUUGAAACUUAUUCAGCUGCCAGUUAUGCGACAUCAAACAAGGAAUUGCUGCAUAAUAAUUGGGCGCCAUCACCGAUCCCACAAAUCAACUUCGAACGUGACGGAGUCGUUGCUGGGCAAGAGAAAAUCGUUCGAGCUUUUGCUGAAUUAAUGAAAAACAUGGCAAGAAUGAAAGCUUUUAUUCGACCAUCAAUGGUGAAACCUUAUGGAAAGCAAUCGGAAAAUUUGCAAAAAGCUUUGAUUGACAGCAUUCAACUGGUUCAGACUUUGCGAAAUUUCCUUCCAAAGCCACACAUCAGUAUCAGUAAUUGGAAGAAUGUUGAGUCGGAAGUGUCGAUUCAGUAAGCGAUAAUUUUCUCUACACUUAAUUAACUUUAUACAAAUCUUUCUAUCUUUCUCUCUCUCGCCAUAUGCGCAAUUAUCGAAUCUCAUUUGAGUUCUAGUCGUUGAUUUUAUAUUCUUAAGAAAAUUAUCAUGUUUAGGCAAUAACGUGAAAAAAAGUGCGUGAAUUUUCGCGAUAAAUCGAUUGGCAAUUAAUUAAAAUGCUGUGAUAAAUUUCGUGCUUAUAAAGAAUUUUUGUUUUUUGUAAGUUCUUGUUUUUCUUUUUAAAGAAAUGGAGAAAGUUCACAUUCGCGUUGAAAAUAAAAAUUUCAUUUGUUCCUUUUAAUUUUAGUUCCUUAAAUAAAUUUCGUUUGAGAAAUUUCAAUGAAAUGAUGUUGUGAAGAAACUUAUUUACUGCUCUUAUUUAAGACUAUCAAAAGUCUCGCCAUAAAUAUUAAUCUAAGCUUUAAUUAUUUAGAAACUCAAUGUCAUGUAUAAUUUGCUUAGAAUUAUUCAAUUGUUGUUACAACUUAAGUCGCACAAGGAAAAAGAAAUACGUAAUGAACCUCAAAAGUGUUCCUUUAAGUUGUUUCAUUUCUUUUAUUCAUUCAUCACAUUUAAAACGAUUUUAAUGCUCAAGAAG